This is a messenger RNA of Limulus polyphemus (Atlantic horseshoe crab), 1779 nucleotides long. RefSeq names its product stearoyl-CoA desaturase 5-like. Gene Ontology annotation, molecular function: stearoyl-CoA 9-desaturase activity; iron ion binding. Bases 448 to 1380 code for a protein of 310 amino acids. NCBI's taxonomy places the organism in Eukaryota, Metazoa, Arthropoda, Merostomata, Xiphosura, Limulidae. Gene Ontology annotation, biological process: unsaturated fatty acid biosynthetic process. Gene Ontology annotation, cellular component: endoplasmic reticulum membrane. The transcript has 6 exons. The record is from RefSeq and is a predicted model, not a curated record.
CUUAGAGCAGGAGCACUAUAAAUAUCAUUUCCUUCAGAAUACGCCACGUGCCGAAAUCGUUUGACUAAGCUACAGUAUCACGCCACAAGGCCUCGCUAUUAUCACGCCACUAACCAGGCAUGCGUUCUACGUCAACUGCGCAGGCAAUGUAUUCUUACGUAGUGCAAUUCUGAGAUGGCUACCUGUUCUCUGGUGUCGUUACCGUUAGUUCCCGUAAUUUUCUAUUAGUAUUAAAACUAAGUUAUUGUAAUUAUUUUUAUCGGCAUGAUAAAGGCAGAAGCAGGACUGAAGAAACCGUUGUAGAUUGCAGAUUCAACAGCUCAUGGUGUCAUUUUCUGGAAAAAGAAAGAGUGAGCGAGUUAAAGUCCUCUUGGAGACACCAUUUAGGAACAACGGUCUUCGCAGACAACAUUCGACAGAAGUUCAGUGAAGUGACAUAGACUAGAGAUGACUUCAAAUUCGAUUUCUUCGACGGUAACAGAAACGGAGAAACGCAGAAGUUCCCCAAAGCUUCAAAUUGUGUGGAAAAACGUCUUCAUCUUUGCUUUUCUUCACGCAGCUUCUUUGUAUGCCAUUCAACUGGUAUUCACCUCGGCAAAACUAAAGACUAUUGUGUUUGCAUUCUUGCUGUAUGUCGCAUCAGGUGUAGGGGUAACUGCUGGAGUUCAUCGAUUAUGGGCACAUCGAUCUUAUAAAGCAAAGUGGCCAUUACGUCUGUUAUUGGCCUUCUUCAAUUCGGUUGCUUUUCAGAAUGACAUAUAUGAAUGGUCCAGGGAUCACAGGGUUCACCAUAAAUUUUCAGAAACUGAUGCUGACCCCCAUAAUGCUAAGCGAGGGUUCUUUUUUUCACAUAUUGGAUGGCUAAUGGUAAGAAAACAUCCUGACGUCAUUGAAAAGGGAAAGAUAGUGGACUGCAGUGACAUCUUGGCAGAUCCAAUUGUUAGAUUUCAGAGAAAAUAUUAUACCCCUAUAGUUUUUCUCUCGUGCUUUGUGAUUCCUACUGUUGUCCCAGUUUGGUCGUGGGGGGAAUCCUACUGGAACGCCUUCUACGUGGCUGGUAUCCUUCGAUACUGUUGGACCCUAAAUGUUACUUGGUUAGUAAAUAGUGCAGCCCACAUGUGGGGAAAUAGACCUUACGACCGCUCUAUCAACCCAAGAGAGAACAAAUACGUCAUUGUCAGCGCAAUGGGAGAGGGUUUCCAUAACUACCAUCAUACGUUUCCAUGGGACUACUCAACAAGUGAAUUCGGAACAAGGCUGAAUGUAUCUACAGUUUUUAUUGAUUUCAUGGCCGCACUUGGUCUGGCGUAUGAUCGAAAAACGGUCUCCCCAGAUGUGAUUAAGAGACAGAGAGAGAGACACGGCGAUGGGAGUUAUUAAGUCUCUCAUCGCUGUUUGGUUACGGAAAACUUGCUGAAAUUAAAGGACAAAAUAAAAUAGAGCUAGCUUUAGCAUCCCCGAAGAUUUUCUGUCUAUCUUUUGCGAUGACACUAAUGAUUUACAGGGAAGUAAAAUUUUUAGGCAAAAUGAUCGUAAUUGCUCUUGUUUACUGUUUGUGUCAGUUGAUUACAACGUGUUGUAUUCUAAUUGUUUUUUUUUCCACCAUAUUAAUGUUUGGUGAAGAUGCUAAAGUAAGUGUUUUAAAACCUUGUACUAAGUGUGCUGCUGUUAUCUGUCAAUACUGAUCGAUUGUACGGAACGUUAAAAUAAUUUCGUACUAAGUAUCAUAUUAGAAGCGUCUACUUGAAUGCAUAUAUUUCUGAAGGGUGUGGAUUUGUU